AUGUUCCUUCUGCGUUGGCUCUUCGUCACCUUCAUGUCGUCCUUCGUUUUGGCUGACGUCAACGAUGCCGUCGAUCGUCUGAUAGCCGCCCUUCCAGGACAGGUCCAAACUAAUGAUAUUCCCCCACCAUAUAACACACGAUUUGAUGAAGCCAAUGGUUACGAUCCAGCCGCUAUGGUUUACGUGUCUUCAGCUGAGGAUAUUAUUAUUGCCUUGAAGAUCUGUUACGAGGAAGAUACUCCUGUAGCUCUGAGGAGUAAUGGUGGCCACUCUUAUAUCGGACAAUCUACAGUCAACGGAGGUGUCAUCAUCAACUUCUCGGAAUUGAAGAGUUUCGAUGUUACUUAUGAUGAUGAUGGUCGAUACGUCGCUAAGAUGGGCUCUGGUUUGAUGUUGUUGGAAGUGUACUCGAGGCUUGCUCGUCAUGACCCCCCACUAGGAUUGGCUGCAGGCUCUGGUUCUUCCGUUGGUUUAGCUGGUUUAACCUCUGGUGGUGGCCAUGGUCUGUCUUCUGCUAUGUAUGGUGUCACAUCUGAUAGAAUUGUUGCUGCUGAGGUUGUGGUCUACAAUCGUGAGAAUGGUCGGUUCGAAUUGGUUACUGCUACCGGUUACAAUGAGUAUUCUGAUCUUCUCUUUGCUGUCCGUGGUGGUAUGGGUGGUAACUAUGGUGCAUUAGUUUCACUAAGUUAUGACGCCUUCCCUGUCACUAAUGUGGUUAUUAUUUCCGGUAAGAACUUCGAUUCGAAUCCUUCCUUACAAGCUCAGAGGAUUAAAGCCUUUCAAGAAUUUAUGCACUCCGAUGCUGCCGGUCCUGAGAUAUUCGGAAUCGGUAAAUUCUUAGGCGGCGGUGGGAUUCAGUACAGCGCUCAGUGCAUCUGUGAUGAUGUUACUGGUGAUUGUACGGUCUGUCAUAGUAAAUUGGAUGCGAUGCAAGCUGCCGUCGGCCUGGCUAAUCCUCUACGUGUCGAGCAAGACUUUGGAAAGGCCAUGUGGUACUGGGCUGAUUGCACUUCCGAUUCUUGGAUGGACUUCUACCCUUCUGAUGGUGUAGCUAACUGCAGUGAGGAGGAUCUCCAAGAUGCUAUGGAAAAGUGUUGGUCAUUUGAUAGAGAUGUUUACGGUGGCCCCUAUAAGGCGAAGUCCAUCUACUUCCCCAAGGAUAUGAGCAUUGAAACUUUGGAGUAUCUCGCUCAAGCCUCGGUCGACCCAGUGUGUCAAAAUGCUGGUGAUUGUGUGAUGCUCUUAGACUUCUACGGUCAUGCCAUGUCAGAAGAGCCCGAAGACUGUGACCCAAGUGCUGGCAAGUGUACCUCUUUCGAUCAUCGAACGCCCGGGUGGCACCUGCAAAUGUUGGCUAUUUGGGAUAAGGAUGAGCCAACUCCCACUGACAAACUUGCAUGGAUUCAGCAGACUUAUGACUCGGUCUUUCCAGUGUCGCUCGGUGAAGCCUUUCAGAAUUACAUCGAUUCUGACUUGGCUGAAGGCCGUGAGUGGAUCAGUCAGUAUUUCCCUAAUGCGGAUACUUAUCCAAGACUUCAACAAGUGAAGUGUCGAUAUAAUGGGAUUGACAUGUUCAACUUUGCGGCCAUUGACCUGAUGACUAUUGAUAUUGAUGACGACAUAUGCGGAGUAGAUACCACUACGACUACUGAGGUCCCUACCACUACGACUACUGAGGUCCCUACCACGUCGACUACUGAGGUCCCUACCACGUCGACUACUGAGGUCCCUACCACUACGACUACUGAGGUCCCUACCACUACGACUACUGAGGUCCCUACCACUACGACUACUGAGGUCCCUACCACUACGACUACUGAGGUCCCUACCACUACGACUACUGAGGUCCCUACCACUACGACUACUGAGGCCCCUACCACUACGACUACUGAGGUCCCUACCACUACGACUACUGAGGUCCCUACCACUACGACUACUGAGGUCCCUACCACUACGACUACUGAGGUCCCUACCACUACGACUACUGAGGUCCCUACCACUACGACUACUGAGGUCCGUACCACUACGACUACUAGGGUUUCUACUACGAAAACAUCUUCGCCCUCAAAUGACUGUGAGGAGGCUGAUAGGAAGUGCUCACAAGGCUACUCUGGCUCGUUUUGCAUGACAUAUAAGCUUCCAACAGUCUGUUGGGGAAGCGAUGAGCCUUGCAGCUGCGAUAAUAUCCCUGCGUCAACAACAGUACCAGCUACUGCAGGUGGAUGCUAUGAGGAGGAUUUGCGCUGUGCCAGUCUGAAGGAUAAUUCCUAUUGCAAAUAUUGGUCUUCUCCUUCCAACUGUUGGGGAACCAACGAGCUGUGCUCUUGCCAAUAA
Messenger RNA from Perkinsus marinus ATCC 50983, 2334 nucleotides. RefSeq lists its product as hypothetical. The transcript has a single exon. NCBI's taxonomy places the organism in Eukaryota, Perkinsozoa, Perkinsida, Perkinsidae. Gene Ontology annotation, molecular function: FAD binding. The coding region runs from base 1 to 2334 and encodes 777 amino acids. The record is from RefSeq and is a predicted model, not a curated record.